UAGUACAUUCUCACAAAAUCACCUCUUUACACGAAACAAAACCCUUCAAAAUGGCCAUGGGUGCUGGGAUGUCUUUUGAAAUGGUCUUGGUUGAUGCUGAUGUAAAAAUCAGAAGUAUUUCAAACUCUUUUGAUGCUUCUGACCUUUUGAUCAACCCUGUCUUGACAGAGGUGGAUGAUUUUAGGCAAAUGCUUCCUUCUGAUGGACUUGCAUUGACAAUAAUGGAACCUAAACCUAGAUUCCAGCCUCUCAAGGUGCGUGAAGAGAGAUCCAAACAAUUCCCAAGGAAGACUAUUGCUGAGCUAAAGGCCUCUCUCGAGAUAAUUUGGAGGUGUGACAAAUGUAAUACAAACGUCUCCUCUGUUGAAGCAAGGUACUGGCUGCAUCUAGACGUUAUGGAUAACACAGGGGAGAGCAAACUUAUGUUGUUUGAUAGUUUUGUUGAACAAAUCAUAGGUAUUCCAGCUUGUGAUCUCGUGGAUCCCACAACUGAAGAGCUUGAUGAUCCCCUGCCACUCCCUGAUGUUGUGAAAAACAUCAUUGGUAAAACAUACCAGUUUGCUCUUUGUGUUGAGCAAGAUAAUAUCUCAAGAGGAAAUGAUGAAUACAAAGUUUCUGAGGUUUUAACAAGUCAGAACCUUAAUCACCCUGCCCUUGAACCUGAAGUUGAUUAUCCUGUUGAUCUUUCGUCCAUGAGUUCCAGUGACCAGGAACAUGAUCAGCCUAAGUUCAUACACAAACUUGAUGAGGCAGGUCAAGAAGCCAUCAACAAAGUAAGUGAAGCAGAACAGAAGAAAGUUCUUUUGAAGAAGAUUAAGGUUGAGAAGCUCGAAGGCCAGAAGGGAGCAAAGUGAGUUGAGUGAAGACUCAUCAAUCUAAAAUAAUGUUGAUCUCAUGGA
Messenger RNA from Arabidopsis arenosa, 899 nucleotides. Lineage: Eukaryota; Viridiplantae; Streptophyta; Magnoliopsida; Brassicales; Brassicaceae. The record is from the annotation of a GenBank genome assembly.